Molecule: messenger RNA, 1005 nt
Organism: Lactuca sativa (garden lettuce)
Lineage: Eukaryota; Viridiplantae; Streptophyta; Magnoliopsida; Asterales; Asteraceae
Product: receptor-like protein kinase HERK 1
Biological process (GO): protein autophosphorylation
Cellular component (GO): plasmodesma; plasma membrane
Molecular function (GO): transmembrane receptor protein tyrosine kinase activity; ATP binding
Source: RefSeq, a predicted model, not a curated record
GACAAAAUCUUAAUCAAACAAAUGAUUAGUUGUUCCGUUUGAAGGUUUUGAUGGUUUUCAUUAGUUGUUCCUUCGUGCAGACUUCUGGGUUGUUUAGUAAGUCAACUUCAGUAUAUUUUAUUUUUUCGGCUUCCUGAUGUUGGUGAAUUUUGUUGAUAGUUUUCAACAAAUGCAAAUUCAAAUAACAAAAACAACAGGGUUUACUUUGCAUUUAUUAAUUAAGAAAGUCUACGCUUGAUGAACAUUCUAACAAAUUUAAAUAACAAAAACAAUGGAGAAGACAUCAGAGACUUUUCGCUUUUCCUUUUUCAUUAACACCAGCCUGGUUUCAUGAUCAUUCAACAUUCCUGUUGCUUCAUUUGACAUAAUUUGUGUGAGCAACAUUUCUUUUUCUUUUCACUCUUGAUCUCUACAUUUUUUCCUUUAAUGUCACUCAUUAGAGAGUCACGACACCUCCGUGUACCCUUUAGAGAUAUUAAAUUAGCAACCACAAACUUCACAAUGUUGAUCGGAAGUGGUGGAUAUGGCCAUGUUUAUAGAGGCGAACUCUUACUUUCGGGUAAACUUAUCUCUGUUGCUGUGAAGCGACUACCAAAUAAUAAUAAGCAUUCUGGUCAAGGUCUUAAGGAGUUCUUAACAGAGAUUCAAUUACUCUCCCGUUAUAAACAUCCAAACCUGGUCUCCCUUCUUGGUUACUGUGAUGAAGACAACGAAAAGAUCCUUAUUUACGAAUAUGCAAAGUAUGGAAGCCUCGAUAGGUUUCUAAGUAUGUCUAAUACCAGGUUUCAAGUCCCAUGGAAGCAACGAAUUAAAAUAUGCAUCGACGCAGCAAGGGGUUUGGAUUAUCUUCAUAACCAUGUUGCAGAAAAUCAUAGAGUUAUCCACAGGGAUAUAAAGAGUGUGAAUAUUCUUUUAGAUCACAACUGGAAAGCUAUGAUUUCAGAUCUUGGUCUUUCUAAGAUAGGUCGUGCAAAUGAAAAUGAGAGUUAUCUCAUUCACUACUAG